AUGGAUGAAGAAUUAUCUUCAAGUAAAUCCAAAAUUUGUAAUUUGAUGUCAGAGUUGUCUAUUUUAAAUGUUGGUACAAUAGAAGUUCUUUUUUAUACAGGUCUUCCAAACAUGGAUGUUUUUUUUACUCUUUUUAAAUUUAUAAGAUCUUUCCUUCUGUGUAAAAGAUCAAAACUUUCAGAUUUUCAACAUCUUUCACUGACUUUGAUGCGUCUUCGGCUUAAUUUAACAUUAAAUGAUUUAGCUUAUCGUUAUAAUGUCAGUAGCACAACAGCCUCUUCUGUGUUUCUCAAAACAAUCGAUGUUUUAUAUGUGAGACUUAAAGAACUAAUAAAAUGGUCAGAUAGAGAGCAGUUAUGUAAGACUACCCCAAUGUGUUUCCGACAACAUUUUGGAACAAGAGUGGGAGUUGUUAUAGACUGUUUUGAGGUAUUUAUAGACAAACCGAAAAAUGCACUAGCACGUGCACAAAUAUUUUCUUCCUAUAAACACCACAACACUGUCAAGUUUUUAAUUGGUAUUGCUCCUCAAGGUGUUGUAAGUUUUAUUUCUAAAUCAUGGGGUGGUCGUGUUAGUGAUAAAUAUCUAACUGAAAAUUGUGGUCUUUUAUCAAAGUUGUUACCUGGUGAUGUUGUUCUGGCUGAUAGAGGAUUCAGUAUUGAAGACAGCAUUGCUUUAUAUUGUGCAGAGGUAAAAUUACCAUCAUUUACCAAAGAAAAACUCCAACUCAGUUCUUGGGACGUUGAGCAGACUAGAAAAAUAGCCUCAGUACGAGUUCAUGUAGAGAGAGUUAUAGGUAAUAUUCGAAAUAAAUAUAAAAUUUUACAAAGUACAAUUCCUCUGGACUACUUGAUAAAACAGAAUAAUGGCCUUACUACAAUGGACAAAAUUGUUACAAUAUCAUGUUCAUUAAUAAAUUUGAAUGAUUCUGUGAUUUCAUUUGAUUAA
Molecule: messenger RNA, 948 nt
Organism: Hydra vulgaris (swiftwater hydra)
Lineage: Eukaryota; Metazoa; Cnidaria; Hydrozoa; Anthoathecata; Hydridae
Source: RefSeq, a predicted model, not a curated record